Molecule: messenger RNA, 2003 nt
Organism: Hirundo rustica (Barn swallow)
Lineage: Eukaryota; Metazoa; Chordata; Aves; Passeriformes; Hirundinidae
Gene: GIN1
Product: gypsy retrotransposon integrase 1
Exons: 9
Coding region: 46-1635 (529 amino acids)
Biological process (GO): DNA integration
Molecular function (GO): nucleic acid binding
Source: RefSeq, a predicted model, not a curated record
CGUGGUGUUGGGAAGUACGUCUGUGUUAGUUCUCUCAGAUUGGCAAUGGUUCGUAGUGGAAAAAGUGGUGGGCUCCACCUGAAGCAGAUUGCAUACUACAGGCGAACAGGGGAAUAUCAUCCCACAACAUUAUCAAGUGAAAGAAGUGGAAUCAGGAGAGCUGCCAAAAAAUUUGUUUUCAAGGAAAACAAGUUGUUCUAUGUUGGAAAAGACAGAAAACAAAUGCGCCUGGUAAUUGUUUCAGAUGAAGAGAAGAAAAAGGUCCUCGAGAAAUGCCACAAAAAUGCUGCUGGCACUCAUCAUGGUAUAUCAAGGACACUGACUUUAGUGGAGUCUAAUUACUACUGGACCUCUGUAACAAAUGAUGUCAAGCAGUGGGUUUAUGCUUGCCAGCAUUGCCAGGCAGCAAAGAACACAGCCACCAUAGUGCCCAAAAUACACCCUGUCAAAGCAGACGACCCAUGGACAGCAGUCACCAUAGACACAUUUAUCACAGGACCUUUCAAUGUUACAAACAGAAGUCACAAAUACAUCAUAAUUAUGACAGAUUUAUUUACAAGAUGGACUGUUAUCUUACCACUGCGUGACACUUCAGCAGCUGAAAUUGCUAAGGCAAUCAUAAAUGUGUUUUUCUUAUAUGGGCCACCUCAAAAGAUGCCUAUAGAUCAAGGGAAGGAGCUUGUUUAUCAGAUAAAUGAAGAACUAUUUGCCCUGUUUGGAAUGAAACAAAUUGUAUUGUCUCAUCCUCAGACAGAUGAUGUAAAUGAAAGAAUGUCCAAGACAAUCAAAACUUUCCUUAAUAAGUAUUGCGUAGACCAUCCAAAUGAUUGGGAUGAACAUUUGUCUGCUAUAGCCUAUGCUUUCAAUUUGACAAAUUUGGAGCCAGAUCAAAACACUCCAUAUUUCCAAAUGUUCAACCGUAACCCACAUGUUGUUGAGCCCAUGAAUAUAUGUGUGGAAGAAGAAUGCGGUAGUUUUGCCAAAAUAUUUGAAGCAACUAAAAAACUCAGUCAAGCACUAGAGGAAGAGAAAAACUCAGAUUGUAAGGCAGAUAAAAAAACUUCAGAUGAACAAAAAAUCAGACCCAAAAUUACAGUCAAAAGGAAGCCAAAACAAUUAAAUACUCUUCAACUUAAAGUUGGUCAUGAAGUCCUCAGGCAAAGGAAAAACUGGUGGAAAGAUGGUCGUUUCCAGUCGGAAUGGAUUGGUCCUUGCGUCAUAGAUUACAUCACAGAAAAUGGCUGUGCAAUAUUAAGAGAUUCCACAGGAUCCAGGCUGAAAAGACCCAUCAAGAUGUCUCACCUCAAGCCAUAUAUAAGAGGGUCCAGUGAAAAAGACAAUCGUUACAUUCUACAAAGUGCAGUAGUUUUUGACCAUGACUAUAUUGGCUUAUCUGAAAGAUCUGAUCAUUCAAGCCAACCAGACUCUGUUGCUGAAGAGGAAAUAAAUGCCUACAAAAGAGAUGUCAUGCCUGCUGUACAGAUUCCACCUGCAUCCUGCAAAGACCAAGAAUCAGCAGAUGAUAAACAGGAGUCUGAUCUGAGAGAAGUUCAUUGCAUUGAACCAAACACUGCAAAGCCAGAGCAAUGGCCUUCACCUUGUUGGACCCUUCAGACAAAGACAGAGGAUACUUAAGCAUGUGUCUUCUAUCACAUUUCAUUGUCAAGCAGUUUGGAACUACUGUGGCAAUCUGGGAAAAAAAGAAAAAAAAAAAAAAAGCUCCAACUUCCUUAGCCCAAUCCAUUUUAUUCCUUUUUGAAUCUAAGAGUGCUUCAUUUGUCUGCGUGUUAAGAAAAAGCACAUAUUCCAAUCAUGCUUUUAAAUUUCGGAUUUUGUGGGUAGAAUGGCAAUGUGGCUGUGCCUUACUGUUAUCCUCUCAGGAGCCAAUGCAUCAUUUUGUUGUAAUGACCUUUUCCAUUUAACCCUUGGAUGACUCAUUCCUAAUGUGCACUGUGAGAUUAAUUAAACCUAAGCAAAUUGGUGUAAAUUUUCCUUCUACUACA